This is a messenger RNA of Uranotaenia lowii, 4077 nucleotides long. RefSeq lists its product as uncharacterized. Gene Ontology annotation, molecular function: zinc ion binding. Gene Ontology annotation, cellular component: nucleus. The transcript is spliced from 6 exons. Lineage: Eukaryota; Metazoa; Arthropoda; Insecta; Diptera; Culicidae. The coding region runs from base 120 to 3716 and encodes 1198 amino acids. The record is from RefSeq and is a predicted model, not a curated record.
AUCGUUUCGAUUUUUCUCGGGCCCGUGCUGGACGCAUUUUUUUCUCGUCGUGCGGUCGUGUGUUAAAAUUGUGCAAAACUCGUCGAAAAAAGCCCUUUUCCCCGGCGAGAUUGUCCGCGAUGGAUGCCUGCUGCCGCCUUUGCCUGCGGAGUGAUGAAUUUCGCAGGUUUCCACUGUACGCCGUGGCGGAAGUUAGCCAGGAAGUGAUUGCCAACAUGAUCACUAGCUGCUCGGAUUCUCAGGUUUCUACCGAAGAUGGCCUACCCCAGCAGAUAUGUCCUGAUUGCUUGAUAACGCUCUGCCUUGCAAAUUCAUUCCGAAAAAUGUGUCGUCGUUCGGAGGCCAAAUUCAGAGAGUGUUACGAUGGUCGUUCCCAAUAUCCAUCGGCAGAACUAGGGCACAGCUCUCAGCAGCAAUCGCACAGUGGCCACCAGCAGUCACACGCACAGCCAUUUGCCCAUCGAUCAUCGCAAUCUCAUUCCCAGGAAGAUGCAAGUUUCGAAACCACCAUUCCAACAAUUAAGGAAGAAGUCGAAUUCUUCGAUUAUGACUGCGAUGUUUCGCAACAGCAACCGCAAGAGCAAGAUCAGUGGGUCAUACAGAACCCAAGAACCAUCCGAGGAGACACGACUCCAUCAAUGUCACAUGCUUCCUACUACGAGACCCACGGACUAGCCGAUGCUGCCGGUGAUUCUAUGGGCAAAGGUUUACAUGUAGAGUACUCCGAAUCCGGGAUUCCUCCGAUGGUGGCAAUCGGCGAAGCUAUGGACCCAUCCGAGGGACCGUCCAGCAAAAAAUUUGCCAGUGAUAGUGCGUCGCAGAGUUGGAAGAAAAAACCUCCCACCCCAGAACGGUUCAGCAAAAGGAUUCGGCGAUAUGAAUCACUGGCUCAGGACGCUUCCAAUGUGUCGCUGGACAAUUCACUCCUCGAGGCAACUUCUUCCAGCUGGAUAAGCACCAGUUUGCAGGUGGCCGAUGAAGACCUUCCCAAAGGCGGCCGACAGCUGGUGGUGACUACCAAUUCGGCCCAGCGUCGUUGUGAAUAUUGCCAAAAGAAGAUGAAAAAGCCCUACAAACAUCGGAAUGGAAAGUGUGUGGACCCAAAAGUUAGGACCCCCGGUCGGCCCAGAUGUCCAUACUGCAACGCAAUCUUCUCUCAAAAAAGUAGCAUUCCUGUCCAUCUGCGCAACAGCUGUCGUGUCUAUCAGCAGCUGUGUGAGAACAGUCGGAUGAACAUUGCCGAUAAAAUUCAUGACCCAUCUCCUCCCGGUUCUACAUCCGGAACGUCAACGCCAAGCCACAGUCAGAUGCCUCCGUCGCUGAAGGUUGUGCCUCUGGCCAGCCUCAUCGAACAAAAGCCCGUCAUCAAGAAGAACAAAAGCCGCUCCCGGUUGUUUUCGAGAUCCGUCAAGUGCCCCCAGUGUCGGCAUCUUUUUGCCAAUCAACAGAGUUUGAAAGUGCAUCUAAGAUAUCGUUGUCCAGAAGCAAAAAGGCAAAAAAUCGAACCAAGUCCCAUCGGUCAAUCCACACCGGUUCAAGUUGCCGCCAAAGUGGAACGCAAGCCCGUGGUGGACAGCAAAAAUGCCAUCGUGAAGACCCCGGUAGCGGCGAGUAGCGACCGGGAAAAUGUGCCGACAGAAGUGCAACGAGUCAAGUGCAUUUAUUGUAAUCAGAAGAUCGAGAACGAAAAUAUGCGCUAUCUGCAUCACAACGGGCGCUGUGUGCUGGGCAGGACGGCGACAGAACAUGCCUGUCCCCACUGUCCGCUCGCAUUCUGCACCAAGGAAAUUUUGCUCAGGCACCAGCAGGAACAGUGCGAACAAUAUCGAAAGAUGUAUGGACCCUUCGAUAAUGUUCCACCCGAUGCUGAUAAAUCUGCCAAAAGUACGACAGUAGCGAAAAUCAAACCCACACCUGCCAACGCCGUUCGAAGGACUUCUGUUGCUCAGAAGGUGCCGAAAUUAUGCCAACAUUGUAGCAAAGAAAUCCGACCCGGCGAAAACUUCCGACACAAGCAAAAACUCUGCCUAUCAAAGGAUACGGCAAAAGAUUCGCCCAGGAUUCAGCACGCGGUUCUCGCUCCUCGAAAAGCCAGCCUACCAAGCAGUCAACCGGUCCAGCACAUGUGUGGCUACUGCCAUAAAGAAUUCAUCAAUCGGGACGAGUUGACCCAGCAUCGGGGUGUGUGUAAGGUACGAAAAAUGCACAAACAAGUCAAAUGCCAAUUUUGCGGAACGACAAUUUCCAACAGAAACAAUCUGAAAAAGCAUCAGCAGGUUUAUUGCAAGGGAAUAAAAACAGACGGACAGUCCAAAAGCCCGGAAAAAGAAGCUAAAAAAGCUGUUUCAACCAAAGCUAGCUCUACUGAUGCUAAGAAACCGGUACAGGAAAAAUCUCCGGAAACGAAGCAAUCCCAGACGGUGUUCAAGACAUCGGGUGAGACGAACACAAAACAGUCCGGUGUAAAGCCAAAAAUCAAAAAACCUAUUGAACGUUUGACUUCCAAACCACUGAAGAGUACAAAGAAGGUGGUCAACAAAAAGUUGUCGCACCCCACCAGUAGCAGUGGAAAAGAUAGCCAAAGCAAAGAGGUCGAUCCGCUGCGAGGUAUCGACGAAACGGUGAAUGCAUCUCCGGCCGAAACGCUGGGCAACAAAAUUGCUAUCAAAAAGAAACGCCGAACGAAAGCCAAGACACCGUGCGAGUACUGCGGCCGUAUGUACAAAACGAAGCAGGAAGUGCAAAACCACUGGCGCAAGUGUCACGUCCGGCGACAGUUGAUCAACAAGUACGAAUGUUCGUGGUGUUCGGAAAAGUUCGCCCAGAAGAAAUAUCUGGCCUAUCACAAGAGGGAUCGCUGCAAAGGAAAGCCAAAUGACGAGAUUACACUAGACAAGAUCAAAGCUCAGCUGAGAGAGCUUACCGAGUCGUCAGCCGCAGAAAAAACGCUAGAUGAUUUGGAAAGCACCAACAUUUACCGGGACCUGCCGGACCAGUCGGAUACGGAAGCGGACGAAACUAGGAAAGAAGAAGGAGACACUCUGAUGAAUGCAACAAACGAUGAGUCAGCCAAAGAGAACGACGAUAGUCCAGAACCACAAGCCACGAUGGAUGAUGAUGAUGAUGAUAAGUCGGAGGAUGAUAGAAAGGACACAGCGAUAGACGAAGACAGUAGUAAAAUGGAUAUCCCUAAUGAUAAAAGUUCAUCGCAGCUUCCAGUUCAUGAUACAGCUAGAGUAAAUGUAAACCAAGAAGAUUCUAAAUCAGAACAACAGACGAUCGAGGGUCAACAUUUAAAAGAAGAUCAAUCGGAAUUCAGAGUCGGUAUAAGGGCAGAUACUUCAGAAGCAACUGAAACCGUACAACCAGACACGCAUGACCAGUCGGCACAAUUGGCUAAGAUGGACGUUGCAACUGAGCCGGAAUCAAAAGAUAUUGAAGAGGAGCAGAAAAAGACUGUCGGAGAAGACCAUCCUAAUGUGAUAAAUCAGAAAGUCCCUGAAGACUACGACAUGGUGCCACAAAAGAAGGAACAAGUAGAAGUGAAACAAAUCAUCCCUGAAAACCUCACAAUAGAGAAGGAAUUGAAUGUUCUUCAUGAAAAAACAAACCAAGUCAUGACUGAUGCACUGUCAGCAACGAGUGUUGCUAUGGAAAUUGAUACGGAAAAGCCCCAAGAAGGCAACAGUCAAGAACAUCCCUCAGUUACCACGUAAACGUACAGCAUUGAUCCUAGCAAAGUAAUGCAUUCGAGAACAGGAAUGAACUGUUCGUGUGAGCUUGCACCACAUUGUGAAUACUAUCUAGCAUAUAGCAUAAUUUCUAUAGGAAGAUAGGUUUUAAUAAUUGUAAAUGUAAUUUACAAAGUCCUGACCAGUCGGGAUCGAACGUACCAAGUAUUCGUGACCCAACCCCGAACGAGGAGAAUUAUGUCCUUGAUGAUUUAGAUUUAGCAUAUAAGUUGUUGUUGAUUUCCGGGAACAAAAAUCAGUCGCAAGGUAAUAAGGGUUCCCUAAUUUAAUAGAAACACGGGGAAAAACCCUGUGAGUAAAUUUAACACUUGGAUUUCUUUCAGAU